GAGCGGCCGCAGCUGGGCGAGUGACAGGCGCCGCGGCCGUCAGAGCCGGUGCAGGGGAAGCGCCCGCGGCCUCGGGCGGCAGCCAGCGGCCGCCUCGUCGCGCGCCUCCCGGGCCCACAGCCCCGCGGUCCCGCGGCCCCGGGGCCGGCCGGCACCUCUCGGGUUCCCCGGUCCCCCCCGCGCGCAAGAUGGCUGACCCGGCUGCGGGGCCGCCGGCGAGCGAGGGCGAGGAGAGCACCGUGCGCUUCGCCCGCAAAGGCGCCCUCCGGCAGAAGAACGUGCAUGAGGUCAAGAACCACAAAUUCACCGCUCGCUUCUUCAAGCAGCCCACCUUCUGCAGCCACUGCACCGACUUCAUCUGGGGCUUUGGGAAGCAAGGAUUCCAGUGUCAAGUUUGCUGCUUUGUAGUGCACAAGCGGUGCCAUGAGUUUGUCACCUUCUCCUGCCCCGGUGCUGACAAGGGCCCAGCCUCAGAUGACCCCCGGAGCAAACACAAGUUCAAGAUCCACACGUACUCCAGCCCCACAUUCUGUGACCACUGCGGAUCCCUGCUGUAUGGACUCAUCCAUCAGGGGAUGAAAUGUGACACCUGCAUGAUGAACGUGCACAAGCGCUGCGUGAUGAACGUCCCCAGCCUGUGCGGCACUGACCACACGGAGCGCCGCGGCCGCAUCUACAUCCAGGCGCACAUCGACCGGGAGGUCCUCAUCGUGGUCGUAAGAGAUGCUAAAAAUCUUGUACCCAUGGAUCCCAAUGGCUUGUCAGAUCCCUACGUAAAACUGAAACUUAUUCCUGACCCUAAAAGUGAGAGCAAGCAGAAGACCAAAACCAUCAAGUGCUCGCUCAACCCUGAGUGGAACGAGACAUUUAGAUUCCAGCUGAAAGAAUCGGACAAGGAGCGAAGACUGUCGGUUGAGAUCUGGGACUGGGAUCUGACGAGCAGGAACGACUUCAUGGGAUCUUUGUCCUUUGGGAUUUCUGAGCUGCAGAAAGCUGGAGUGGAUGGCUGGUUUAAGCUGCUGAGCCAGGAGGAAGGCGAGUACUUCAAUGUGCCUGUGCCGCCAGAGGGAAGCGAAGGCAAUGAAGAACUACGGCAGAAAUUCGAGAGGGCUAAGAUCGGCCAAGGGACCAAGACUCCAGAAGAAAAGACAACCAACACUAUUUCCAAGUUUGACAACAAUGGUAACCGGGACCGGAUGAAACUGACCGACUUUAACUUUCUGAUGGUGCUGGGGAAAGGCAGCUUUGGCAAGGUGAUGCUGUCAGAGCGGAAGGGCACAGAUGAGCUCUAUGCAGUGAAGAUCCUCAAGAAGGAUGUGGUUAUCCAAGAUGACGAUGUGGAGUGCACCAUGGUGGAGAAGCGGGUGCUGGCCCUGCCCGGCAAGCCACCGUUCCUGACCCAGCUGCACUCCUGCUUCCAGACCAUGGACCGCCUGUACUUUGUCAUGGAGUACGUGAACGGAGGAGACCUCAUGUACCACAUCCAGCAAGUGGGCCGAUUCAAGGAGCCUCAUGCUGUAUUUUACGCUGCAGAAAUUGCCAUCGGUCUGUUCUUCUUACAGAGCAAGGGCAUCAUAUACCGCGACCUCAAACUUGACAAUGUGAUGCUGGAUUCCGAGGGACACAUCAAGAUUGCUGACUUUGGCAUGUGUAAGGAAAACAUUUGGGACGGUGUGACAACCAAGACCUUUUGUGGUACUCCGGAUUACAUUGCCCCUGAGAUAAUUGCAUAUCAGCCCUAUGGGAAGUCUGUGGAUUGGUGGGCCUUUGGAGUCCUGCUGUAUGAAAUGCUGGCUGGACAGGCACCCUUUGAAGGGGAAGAUGAGGAUGAACUCUUCCAGUCCAUCAUGGAGCACAACGUGGCUUACCCCAAGUCCAUGUCCAAGGAAGCAGUGGCCAUCUGCAAAGGGCUGAUGACCAAACACCCGGGCAAGCGUCUGGGUUGUGGACCUGAAGGUGAACGUGACAUUAAAGAACAUGCAUUUUUCCGGUAUAUUGAUUGGGAGAAACUUGAACGCAAGGAGAUACAGCCUCCCUAUAAGCCAAAAGCUUGUGGGCGAAAUGCUGAAAACUUCGACCGGUUUUUCACCCGCCAUCCACCAGUCCUAACACCUCCUGACCAGGAAGUCAUCAGGAAUAUUGACCAAUCAGAAUUCGAAGGAUUUUCCUUUGUUAACUCUGAAUUUUUAAAACCUGAAGUCAAGAGCUAAGUAGAUGUGUAGACCCGCGUCCUUCGUUUCUUUCGUUCAAGCUCCACGGCUGUUGUGGUGACAUUUGUUUCUUCAUUGCCAAGUUGCUUCCAUGUUUUGUUGUCCCAUCAGGCUAGAGUGACCAUGUUUCAGUGCCCAAAUGUCCUCAGGUAGCCGGGAGCAUCUCUGCGAGAUGGGAUUAUGCAGAUGGCCCGUGAACAUGCUGCUGCAUAAUUGAGACAUUAUUCAACUCCUCUCUCGGUUUAUUUUCCCCAAGCAUGUCUGCUAAAUAGAUCCAGUGGGGAGAGAAAAUGCCUGCUUUCUUUCCUCCUCUUUUGCACUGCUGUUUUCACCCUCACCCUAAUCAUUCAAUUUGGAUUCUACCUACCAAAUGGGUAGAUCAUCGGAGGCUGGCAAUCCUCUUCCGCUUCCAGGCCUGGGGUUUGGCGUGUGUCCAGGCUUGCUUUGGUCCACAGGGAAUCCCUUCAUGCCGCUCACUCUGGAGAAGAGCGGAGCUUCGCAAAGAACAUGCUAAAAAUAAAAUUGGGAGGGUUGGAAUUUUUUUUUUUAAACUCAAAGUUGAGAAGAUUAUUUAAGUCCUUCUAACAUCUUAAGAGUGUGUUUUUUAGAUAAGCGCUAUCUAAAAACACAUCACGGUGUCCACAGGCUUAGGUGCCAUGUCCACGCCAUCACUUCUGAUGCUGAAUGGCCCUCCUCACCCUUGUCCCCAGGACCACACGGAGAGGGCAUUUGGCACUGCUCCCUGAAACAACAUGGUCACUCUAGCUGCCCUCCCCCCACCAAGGCUGUGAUUUGACAUGACAUUUCAGACAUAAUUUGCUUUGGGUUUUUAUUUCUAUUGUUCCAAUGGAAAAAGGAAAAACAAAAGGUUACUCAUUUGGUUACACAUGCUUUCAAAUACAUGUCCAGUUGUGAUCAACCAUGAUGACCUGCUUGGGUUUAAGCAGGAAGACAGCUGGGGCUCCUAGCAGACCCAUGCCUGUGGGGCUGGGCUGUGUCUAGGUCUCUUGCAGGCCUUGGAGAACUAAUUAAGUGUUCUGAGAAUGACACCAUUUCUUGAAACAAAGACAGUUGCAUUCUUCACUUUGAUGUUGUUUUGCAAGAUGUUGGAGGUAAUGUUCAUUUAUAUCUGGAUAUCUGUUAAUGUGCCAUUUUUCUUCUAGCAUCAAGAUACAAAGUU
This is a messenger RNA of Ochotona princeps (American pika), 3390 nucleotides long. It is a transcript of the gene PRKCB, whose product is annotated as protein kinase C beta. The transcript is spliced from 17 exons. NCBI's taxonomy places the organism in Eukaryota, Metazoa, Chordata, Mammalia, Lagomorpha, Ochotonidae. Gene Ontology annotation, biological process: protein phosphorylation. The coding region runs from base 189 to 2210 and encodes 673 amino acids. The record is from RefSeq and is a predicted model, not a curated record. Gene Ontology annotation, molecular function: ATP binding; diacylglycerol-dependent serine/threonine kinase activity; zinc ion binding.